Molecule: messenger RNA, 649 nt
Organism: Zophobas morio
Lineage: Eukaryota; Metazoa; Arthropoda; Insecta; Coleoptera; Tenebrionidae
Product: large ribosomal subunit protein uL5-like
Exons: 4
Coding region: 84-599 (171 amino acids)
Biological process (GO): translation
Cellular component (GO): cytosolic large ribosomal subunit; ribosome
Molecular function (GO): structural constituent of ribosome; RNA binding
Source: RefSeq, a predicted model, not a curated record
UAAUUUUUUUAUUUAUUUUACCUUGUAUCUAUAAUAUGAGUAUAAAAAUACUCGUAGAUUAAAGAAAUUUACUUUCAACGACAAUGGAGGGAAUGAAAAAUCCUAUGCAACAGCUAAGAAUAGAAAAACUUUGCCUAAAUAUUUGUGUGGGAGAAUCGGGUGACCGUUUGACUCGUGCUGCAAAAGUUUUACAGGCUUUAACAGAUCAGCAGCCCUGCUUUUCGAAAGCCACCCAUACAAUCCGUUCUUUUUCAAUCCGAAGAAAUGAGAAAAUUGCCGUUCAUUGCACCGUUAGAGGUAAGAAAGCGGAAGAGAUUUUAAACGCUGGGUUAAAAGUUAAGGAGUACGAACUAUUAAAAAAAAACUUUUCCGACACUGGAAAUUUUGGGUUUGGCAUCCAGGAACAUAUUGAUCUCGGGAUAAAGUACGAUCCUGGCAUUGGGAUCUACGGAAUGGACUUUUAUGUCAUUAUGACACGUCCAGGCUUUAGGGUUGCUAAAAAGAAACGAUGCGCAGCGCGCAUCGGUAAAAAACAUCGGAUAACUAAAGAGGAUACCAUGAAGUGGUUUGUACAGCACAUGGACGGCACUAUACGUUAAGCGUAGAAGAGAUACCAUAUAGUAAUAAAGUUGUUAUUUGUGAUUUUAAA